Messenger RNA from Taeniopygia guttata (zebra finch), 1686 nucleotides. RefSeq names its product cytochrome P450 4F3. The record is from RefSeq and is a predicted model, not a curated record. Lineage: Eukaryota; Metazoa; Chordata; Aves; Passeriformes; Estrildidae. Gene Ontology annotation, molecular function: iron ion binding; heme binding; oxidoreductase activity, acting on paired donors, with incorporation or reduction of molecular oxygen.
UGUCCCCAGGAGCGGCUCCAUGGCGGUGGCCACGGCGCUGGGUUCCCUGGGCGCGGUGGCCCUGGGCACUUUCGUGGUGGCCCUGCUGCUGCAGUGGCUCUGGAAUGCUCUGCUGGCUGUCACCCGGUUCCGGGCCACUUGUCGCCAGCUGAACAAGUUCCCCAUCCCGCCCUGGCGCAGUUGGGUGCUGGGACACACCGGCAUGGGCCAGAGCACGGAGGAAGGUUUACAGCAGGUGGAUUCCUUGGUGGCCCGGUACCGCCAUGGCUGCCUCUGGUGGGGACUUCCCUGGCUGCCUGUCCUGCGCCUCUUCCACCCCAGCACCCUCCGGCCACUCCUCAGUGCCUCAGCUUUCGUGGCCCCCAAGGACAAAAUUUUCUACGGUUUCCUCAAGCCCUGGCUGGGGGAGGGGCUGCUGCUGAGCGGCGGGGAGCGCUGGGCGCGGCACCGGCGGCUCCUGACUCCCGCCUUCCACGGGGAUGUGCUGCGGAAUUACCUGGGAAUCUUCAACCGGAGCACCCGCGUGCUGCUCGCCAAGUGGGGGGCAGCAGCAGCAGCAGCAGCGGCAGCUGGUGGGGGGCCGGUGGAGUUGGAGGUGCUGCAGCCCCUGAGCCUCCUCACCCUGGACACGCUCCAGAAGUGCAUCUUCAGCCAUGAGAGCCACUGCCAGGAGCGGCCCAGCGAGUACAUCCAGGCCAUCCUGGAGCUGAGCUCGUUGGUGGUCCGGCGCCAGUUCCGGCCACUUCUCCACCCGUGGUGGCUCUACAGGCUCUCCUCUGAUGGUCGGCGCUUCGCCCGUGCCUGUGCCACCGUCCACAACUUCACUGCUGAUGUGGUGCAGCGCCGGCGCCGCGCACUCACCUGCCUGGGCCACCAGGCCCGGCUGGAUGGCCACCAGGGACACAGAAUGGACUUCAUCGACCUCCUGCUGCUCAGCAAGGAUGAGAAUGGCCACACUCUGUCGGAUGAGGACAUCGCGGCUGAGGCUGAAACCUUCAUGUUUGAGGGCCACGACACCACGGCCAGUGGCCUGGCAUGGCUCUUCUACAACCUGGCCGGCCACCCUGAGCACCAGGAGCGAUGCCGCCAGGAGGUCCAGGAGCUCCUGGCUGGCCGGGACACUGCGGACAUCGAAUGGGAGGACCUGUCCCAGCUGCCCUUCACCACCAUGUGCAUCAAGGAGAGCUUGCGGCUGCACCCUCCUGUCACUGCUGUGUCCCGGCGCUGCACCGAGGACAUCCCCCUGCGUGAUGGCCGUGUCAUCCCCAAGGGGGUCAUCUGCCUGAUGAGCAUCUAUGGGACCCACCACAACCCAGACCUCUGGCCCGAGCCUGAGGUGUUCAACCCUCUGAGGUUCAGCCCGGAGAACAGCAAGGGACGGUCCCCGUCGUCCUUCAUCCCCUUCUCUGCUGGCCCCAGGAACUGCAUCGGGCAGAGCUUUGCCAUGGCUGAGAUGAAGGUGGUAGUGGCACUGACACUGUCCCGGUUCGUGCUGCGGAGGGACACGGCGAGGCCACCCCCACGCCGCAAGCCUGAGCUGAUCCUGCGUGCUGAGGACGGGCUCUGGCUGCUGCUGGAGCCACUGCUGGCAGUGGCCUGAGGGACACGGGUCACCAGGAUGUGGGGACAUCCUGCGAGGCGGGUGUCAUGGCCAGGGGAGGAGAAGGAAAUAAACGGUAGCGUGAA